This is a messenger RNA of Stegodyphus dumicola, 1673 nucleotides long. It is a transcript of the gene Rel, whose product is annotated as nuclear factor NF-kappa-B family member relish. The record is from RefSeq and is a predicted model, not a curated record. Gene Ontology annotation, cellular component: cytoplasm. NCBI's taxonomy places the organism in Eukaryota, Metazoa, Arthropoda, Arachnida, Araneae, Eresidae. Gene Ontology annotation, molecular function: RNA polymerase II cis-regulatory region sequence-specific DNA binding; DNA-binding transcription factor activity, RNA polymerase II-specific; protein binding. Gene Ontology annotation, biological process: signal transduction; regulation of DNA-templated transcription.
AUGGUGUGGCAGGCAAUUGUUUAUUUAUCAUCGGCCACUGUUAAGGACAACAGUGAUGGCCGUUUUAUUGUGGAGGCACUUAAUAGGCAGCUACUGUUGCCUCCUGUAAAGGAGCAGACAGUUGCAGCCAUGCCUACUGUGGGAUUUGAUCCUAGGCGCUUCAAUCCAACUUAUUUUGAUGAUUUGAAUAUUGACAAUACAGACAGUAACCUUCAUAUUGAUGGAGCAGUUGCAAAAGUGGCAUCUCUAUCAUUAAAUGAUAAUAGUAGAAAAGUUGUCAACUGGAAACCAGAGAGUACCCAUAAGUGCCUUCGAGAACUUAUAGCUUGUAUCCUUCAAACUGGAGAUGUUAAUUCUUUAUUACUCUCUGUUCAAAAUAUUAUACCUCUGCAAGAUGAUCACGGAAACUCUUUACUCCAUAUAGCAGUCAGUAGCCAGAAUGUUAACUUGAAAAUAAUCCAACAUUUGUUAAAUGUCAUUUCAGAAGAUGUUGUGAAUUUGAAGAAUAAAUGCAAAGAGACAGCACUUCAUUUAGCUGUAAAACUAAACAAGGAAAAAGUAUUAAAACUUCUUCUCCAGAAGGGAGGAGAUCCAAACAUACCUAACCAAGAUGGAAAUAAUUGUUUGCAUAUAGCAGCAAAAAGUGAUUUUGUUUUAUGCAUGAAAGAACUACUGCAUGCAACAAAAUGUUCUUAUUUUCAUGCUCUGAAUGCCCAUAAUUACGAAGGUCUGGCUCCCUUGCAUGUUGCAGUGAUGAAUGAAUCCCUAAAAUGUGUGGAUUUAUUACUGCAAGCCGGAGCAAACGUGAAUAUCAUUGAAAAGAAAGGUGGUCAGACACCUCUUCACAUGGCUGUUCAGACCCAAAUAAGUGUCAUUCAGCUUUUGCUAAAAAAGCCUGAAAUUGAUGUGAAUGCUGAAGACUUUAGAGGAAUAACACCGCUUCAGUUAGCAUAUGUAAAAUUAAAUGGAGUUGAAAAUGAAGGCUGUGUGGACACAAUAAUUAAGUACCCUGCUGAAGAUUUGUACAGAGGAUUAGAAAUUUUGAAGGUAUUAAGAAAACAAACAAAUGAAGAAUUAAUGAAAACUGAAGACAAUAAAAAUGUGAUUGAAAGAAGUCAAAGUGUAGAUUCUUGCAAGGAAAAGGAAUUAUGUUGCUUAUUAGAUACCAAUUUCAAGUGGAGAAAACUUGGAGAAGUUUUGGGUAUGGAUGAAGGUGGGUUGCAAAAUAUGCAGAAAUGUUGUUCUCAGCCAACAAAAAUGUUACUAAUGUUUAUCAAGAGAAAAUAUGAUAACUAUUGCGACACUUUAAUGAAAUGUCUUCAUAUUGCGGAACUUACAGAUGCCAUUGAAAUACUCAACAAAAGUUCUGAUAAUAUUGGAAAUUAAUGAAGUGAUUAAAAAGUGAAUGAAAUGCUAGGAAAGUGUCAGUGAAAUACUGUGCAAGUUUUCUUCAAUGAAUUGUUUUCCUAACCAUUAUAGGACUUUUUUAAAUUUUCAUAUUUCAUUUAAUUUCGAAUGUAUUUAAUGACUCAUUUUUUACAUUCCUUUGCCUGGUGAAACAUUUUAUGUUGUAAAAAAGCAUUCAAGAGCUUUUAUCUAUCUUUUUUUAAAGUUUACAAACACUUGUGAUUGUAUAUGUACUGUAGAAAGAAUAAAUUAAUUAAAACAUCAUA